UGGCGGUAAAAAUGGAGGACUUUGACAGAAUCACAGCAUUACAAGCGAAUAAAGACGAAGGUUUCAAAGUAAAUGUAAAGUCAAAGAGAGUCGUUGUUUAUCAACUUGCAAAAUAUAAACACUUGUUUAAAAAUCUGCUUGAUGGUCAGUCUCAGCUGCGCGAUGAGGACAAGAACAAGCUGUUGGGAGAAGUGCUGACGAAUUUUCAGCUUGCAGUGCAAGAAAACAUUGUCGUUGAUGGUUUUUCAUGGGAAGAGGCACCAGAGGAGGAUGGCGAAGAUUGCGAGUUGAGCGCGUUGGAUGACCUGCUGGAUGAGAAGAUAAUACAGACCACUUGGAAACGCAGCAUUUAUCCAAAGAAAAUACUUCCAUAUGUCGUGCGAUGUUUGAAAGCCGAGAGAAAACUCAUGGAUUUGUUUCAAAAUGGAAUGAAACCACAAGAAGUAAAGAGAGAUGCUGUUCAAGAUGCCAUCAUGAACAAUGUGUCUGUGACUGCCCCCAAGCUGUUCAAGCAAGCAUCUACAGUUAUGAAGUCUCUGAAGGCUCUGCAGCAAACAGCGGAAGGCUUGCAGCAGGUGCUGAACACACAGUUCUCAGCUCACACGCUGGAGGCCUACAGAGAGGUGGUGGGCACAACCAGCAGCCAGGCCUGCCCAUCACUGUGCCAAGGACAGACGGCCCACAGACACACUAUUAAAAGAGCCGUAUCUGAGACGGAAUACAGCAUGGACUAUGUCCCUACACCCAAGGCGCCGGCCACAUCUGCUGAACAUGACUAAGUCGAGCAUCGUUCUGUGUUUUAUUGCUGUGUAAUAGCUGUGUGGGGAUAAUUGUUUUUAAACAGGAAAGUCAGUGCUAAUUCAGUUUGACAUACUAUAUUCAUAUUUUAUAUGGGCUGUAUAAUUUAGUAUGCAAUCACUUGAUUGGCUAUAUAAUUUUUAAAGCAUGUAAAAACAGACUACAUGUUGACGGUUUUUAGAUUUAAAGACUAAUCUACUUUUGGGACCUGAAAAUGUCAUUGUAUGUCAAAUCUUAAUUAUAUGUGAAUGUCUGGGUGGUAUUAUAGGUAAUAAAUAUAAGUUCUUGGGCAACGGAAGUGUUUUGCUGUAUGGAGGACUGGAAAUACUUUUUUUUUUUUUUUUUUU
Electrophorus electricus (electric eel) is the source of this 1145-nucleotide messenger RNA. RefSeq names its product NSL1 component of MIS12 kinetochore complex (gene nsl1). Gene Ontology annotation, biological process: mitotic sister chromatid segregation. The record is from RefSeq and is a predicted model, not a curated record. Gene Ontology annotation, cellular component: kinetochore; MIS12/MIND type complex. Lineage: Eukaryota; Metazoa; Chordata; Actinopteri; Gymnotiformes; Gymnotidae.